Molecule: messenger RNA, 1054 nt
Organism: Bactrocera tryoni
Lineage: Eukaryota; Metazoa; Arthropoda; Insecta; Diptera; Tephritidae
Product: serine protease snake-like
Exons: 8
Coding region: 5-1054 (349 amino acids)
Biological process (GO): proteolysis
Molecular function (GO): serine-type endopeptidase activity
Source: RefSeq, a predicted model, not a curated record
CAAAAUGUAUAAGCCAAAGCCUUUCACAAAGCUUUUCAGCUUACUAGCAGGAGCACAAUUGCUGCUUAUAGCAGUUAUUGUGCGCUUAGCAAUCGCUUGCCACGAGGAUCAGCCGUGUUUAACACCACGAAACCGGCUUGGCAACUAUGUAACACACGCUAAUUACCUCAAGUUGACCAAGGAGUUGCAAGAUUUAUGUUUGGGUGUGUGCGGUUACAAUAGAACAACACAAUUUCUAUGUUGCCCCUCGCUAGAUGAGCCCUCAGACAAAAGAAUAUCGCAAACUCAAUGUGAACGAGAUCACCGCAAAUUCUCCUUCAUAUUUAUAACGAAUGGCAAACCUGCGAGGGAAAAUGAAUUUCCGUUUAUGGCCGCCAUAGGUUGGCGCUCUACCUUUGGCAGCAGUGACAUAACAUACAGAUGUGGUGGCGCUUUGAUCACCAGUCGGCACUUGCUAACAGCGGCGCAUUGCCUUUACCAUUCGGAUGAACCACCAAUUGUGGUGCGCCCAGGUGGUUUCGAUUUAGAUGAUACCGAGGCGAGGGACAUUGAAAUCGAUCAAAUCCACAUGCAUCCAGGUUAUCAGUAUCCGGGUGUUUACAACGACAUUGCAAUUCUACUGUUGAAAGAGGAAUAUUAUGCCGGCAGAUCCGUUAACUCUGGACCAGCAUGUUUGUGGGCAAAGCCAUUACAGGCGGCAAAUGUUACGGCUAUCGGUUAUGGUAAUACACAAUUCGCCGGUUUAUCAUCGUCAAAAUUAAUGAAGGCCGAGCUGAGUAUUCUACCAAAUCAAAAAUGCGCCGAAUAUUAUGAGGAAGAUGGCAUUAUAUUCUCGCAAUUGUGUGCAAAUGACCCGGUAAAAAGGGGUGAUACGUGCCAGGGUGACUCUGGCGGCCCUAUUAUAAUGUACCGUAAUAUUGGCACGAAUUAUUUUAAUGUGCCCUACAUAGUUGGUAUCACCUCUUUCGGCAUUGGUUGCGGCACUGGAGCACCAGGAGUUUACACGCGGGUCGCCAGCUAUAUUGACUGGAUUGAGAAAGUUGUCUACUAUUAA